AAAAUGUGAAUUGUUUUAAAAUAUAGAAGAAUAUAAAGUUUUCUGUGGAUAUUAUCUUUCAUAAUGAUACUUUCCUCCCAGGCCAUCUACUUUAUUUGCCUACUUUUAAGUACAGUUGCUGAGGAUACCGGAGGUUCGAAAAAGUUCCGGGACUUCUUGCAGGAGUAUCCUACUCCGGGCACCGGACCCUACUUUGACACUUCAAUAAAUUCGAACAUAACCGGACUGGUGGGAAAAAAUGUGAUGAUUAAUUGUCGUGUCAAAAAUUUGGGCAACAGAACCGUAUCUUGGGUACGUCACAGGGACAUUCAUCUCCUAACGGUUGGUAGAUAUACGUAUACGUCCGAUCAAAGGUUCGAAGCAAUUCAUACGCCUCACACCGAAGAAUGGUCUUUACAGAUAAGAUAUCCACAAAUUAAGGAUUCCGGGAUAUACGAGUGUCAGAUCAGCACCACUCCACCUGUGGGCCAUCCAGUCUAUCUCACUAUAGUCGAGCCUGUAACCGAAAUCCUCGGCAGCCCGGAGCUUUUCAUCAACAUGGGUUCCACCAUAAACCUGACCUGUCUGGUGCGUCACGCGCCAGAGCCGCCUCCGACCAUGACUUGGCAGCACAAUCAGCUCGUCAUUAAUUUCGAUUCGCCUCGUGGCGGCAUCAGCCUCGUCACCGAAAAAGGACCUGUUACGACCAGCAAGCUGCUGAUACAGAAGGCCGCGCCCAGCGACUCGGGCUUCUACACCUGCUCCCCAUCCAACGCCAACUCCGCAAGCAUUCGCGUUCAUAUCUUGAAUGGAGAGCAUCCAGCUGCAAUGCACCACGGUCACGGCCACCUAACAAGAUUAUCUCACGUCACCCUUCUUCUGAGUUUAGUGUUUAUACUUCUGCUUCGUGCUCCCACGUAACGUUAAAACCAAAAGGUGUAAAUUCGCCUGAAUAAAAUUUGUGAUGAUUUAGUAGUUAUGUUAAAUAAUUUAAUAAAUGCUAUACAGGGUCGAUUCAAUUUUAUAUUAUUGUUUCAACAAGAACGGUAUCUUUUAGCCUAUCAACCCCAUACCAUGGGUCAGCACCAAAGACAGUUAUGGCAGGUUUUUGUACUAUGCUCCACACCUCAAAGUCCCACCACGUGACCA
Molecule: messenger RNA, 1128 nt
Organism: Brassicogethes aeneus
Lineage: Eukaryota; Metazoa; Arthropoda; Insecta; Coleoptera; Nitidulidae
Source: the annotation of a GenBank genome assembly